Nannospalax galili (Upper Galilee mountains blind mole rat) is the source of this 1967-nucleotide messenger RNA. RefSeq names its product coiled-coil domain containing 85B (gene Ccdc85b). Gene Ontology annotation, biological process: negative regulation of DNA-templated transcription. Gene Ontology annotation, cellular component: nucleus. The transcript is spliced from 2 exons. The record is from RefSeq and is a predicted model, not a curated record. The coding region runs from base 481 to 1089 and encodes 202 amino acids. NCBI's taxonomy places the organism in Eukaryota, Metazoa, Chordata, Mammalia, Rodentia, Spalacidae.
ACGGGCAGGAAACGGUCCCUGGAAGGGGGCAUUGGUUGAUAAUGAGCCAGGACGUUUGGAUUCAAGAUACUGGGUAGCUGGGAGUGAUGCUUAAGGGUUUGACCAAAGGUAGCAGGGCCUGGAAAGCCAUCCUUUUGGAUUCUAUUGCUGGAUGGGCAGGAAUCAGGGGCGGUCGCCUGAAUACCGGUUCUCACGAGGUGCUGGAGCAGAUGUGGAACGUGGAGUCACGCAGCGCCUUCAAGCCGGUUUGAGACGCCCACGGAAGCCACAGCUUCCCGGAUUGGCUGUCCUUCCGCAACGUCACGCGGCUCCGCCCCGGCGCGCGUCCUGCCGCGUGCCCACCCUCGGGUGGCUGGUGCAGCCUACGCGACCUCCUUCACUGCCUGCCACCCGCGGAGCCCGAGACGGAGCGGGGCGUCCGGCCCGAGGUGGGUCGCCUGACCCUCGGCGGCGGGCGAUGCUUCGGCUGCCUGAGCAGCCAUGGAGGCCGAGGCAGGAGGCCUGGAGGAGCUGACGGACGAGGAGAUGGCGGCCCUAGGCAAGGAGGAGCUGGUGCGGCGCCUGCGGCGGGAGGAGGCGGCGCGCCUGGCGGCCCUGGUGCAGCGCGGCCGGCUGAUGCAGGAGGUGAACCGGCAGCUGCAGGGUCACCUGGGCGAGAUCCGCGAGCUCAAGCAGCUCAACCGGCGCCUGCAGGCGGAGAACCGCGAGCUGCGCGACCUCUGCUGCUUCCUGGACUCCGAGCGCCAGCGGGGUCGGCGCGCCGCGCGCCAGUGGCAGCUCUUCGGGACGCAAGCAUCCCGGGCGGUGCGCGAGGACCUGGGUGGCUGCUGGCAGAAGCUGGCGGAGCUGGAAGGCCGCCAGGAGGAGCUGCUGCGGGAAAACCUGGCGCUUAAGGAGCUUUGCCUGGCUCUAGGCGAGGAGUGGGGGCCCCGUGGUGGCCCCGGCAAUGCCGGGGGCUCCGGCGCCGGGCCGACCCCGGAGCUGGCCCUGCCCCCCUGCGGGCCCCGCGACCUGGGCGAUGGGAGUUCCAGCACGGGCAGCGUGGGCAGCCCGGAUCAGUUGCCCCUAGCCUGCUCCCCGGAUGACUGAGGGCGCUGCGUCUUCCACGCGGAAGCCUGCCGGGAUUGCUCCUGGACUGCUGUGGACCUUAGAACCUGGGCUGAGGUCCCGGGAUGGACUGAGAAGCCCCUAGUACUGAGGAGGGCCCUGCGCGCUGGCUGGCCGGGGCAGCCAGGGGCGUUGGGGGCAGAAGCGGAGGGACUUGGUGGAGGGGGGGCUGGGUGGGGACUAAUAAACUGGGAAGGAAGCGGAGCCCGAAGCCUGGGCUUCGUGUGUCUGGAACUCGCGGGGGUUGGGGAAGAGGGCGGGAACCCGAAGACCAGGUACCAGUCCCGUCCAGAGGGACUGCAGAACUAAGUUGGCUGCCUCUCCAUUACCUCGCGUCUGGGGUGGGAUUUGAGACGGUGGUAAAUCGCUGACUCCCCGUGCCAAGACAGGCCGAAAUCCGGCCCCUGAAGCGGCUCCUUCCCGGCUCCUUCCUGUCCCAGACAAUGGAGCAGGAUGCAGGUGCUGGGAGCCUAAAAAGCCCACUGAGCCGCCUACUCUGACGGUGGAAGGGGGUAGAACACCGUCCCUUCCCCUUCCCUCCCUGCCCUUUAGGCAGGAGCACUAUGGGUUCUCAAGAGGAAACUGAUAAUCUUUGCACUCCAUAGGAUUUUCAGCCUCUUGGUUCAAGAGAUGACUCAGCAGACGUAGCCCCAUUCCUCAGAUGAGACAGUCGAGGUCCAAAACUAUAUAGUUUCCAAGGUCACGCUGAGACUGGGACGUAAGGCUUCUGUUUCAAAUGGUCUCCUUUAGCCUCUCGGUCCAACAUGACACUGAGACUAGAGCUUCAAGCCUUUUAUUCCAUUUUGGACGAUUUGUAUAAAAAUAACCUCUUUAGGAAAAUAAAUAGCAGCUUCCCUCGC